This is a messenger RNA of Sphaeramia orbicularis (orbiculate cardinalfish), 2279 nucleotides long. RefSeq names its product tumor necrosis factor receptor superfamily member 11B. NCBI's taxonomy places the organism in Eukaryota, Metazoa, Chordata, Actinopteri, Kurtiformes, Apogonidae. Bases 88 to 1344 code for a protein of 418 amino acids. The record is from RefSeq and is a predicted model, not a curated record. The transcript is spliced from 6 exons. Gene Ontology annotation, molecular function: protein binding.
UCUCUCUCUCUCCCUCUCUCUCCCUGUGCUGUAUAAGUACUGAUCUGUGAUGGAGACCCAAUCACAGUUCACUUUUACGCAGUGGAGAUGAGCGCUCGGAUAGCGAAAUCCAACCCGGCCAUGAAAUUGAUUGUGCUCUUCACAGCUUCUCUUUCCUGGGCCUUCCAGCAGCAGGCUGUGCCGCCAAAGUACCAGUACCGUGACCCCGUUACAUCUGAUCUCCUACUGUGUGACCAGUGUCCUCCUGGAACGGCCGUAAAGCAACACUGCACUGCCGACAAACCCACAGAGUGCCAUCCCUGCCCUGAGAGGCAUUUUGCUGAGAACUGGCACUGGGGCGAUACGUGCCAAUACUGCACAUCAGUGUGUAAAGAGCGACAACUAGUGAAGCAGCGGUGUAAUAGCACACACGACCAGUUGUGUGAAUGUGCUCCAGGAUUCCACCUAGUGGUAGAGUUCUGCAUCACACACAGUACCUGUCAACCUGGCAAUGGAGUAGCAGCUUUAGGUACACCGGUCAGUGACACCGUGUGUGAGCGUUGUCCCCCCGGUCAUUUCUCUGCUGAAAGCUCGUCCACAGAACCCUGUCAACCCCACAGAAACUGCUCCGACUUGGGGCUGAAGACACUGAGAUGGGGAACGUCCACUUCAGACAGCCUCUGUGGAAAUCAGGACAAGACGGCAACGCUGGACUGCUCUCACCAGCACACUUUGUGCCACACUGAUGUGACCCUGUGUGAGGAGGCGGUCUUCCAGUCUCUGGCCUCUCUGCGACUGUCCUCUGUGCCUUUGGAGCGGCUACUGGAGAGUCUUCCAGGACGGAGGGUGGACCGGAAGAGUCUGGAAAGGCUGAAGAAGGCCUGUUCUCCACAGCAGCAGGUCCUACAGCUGCUGCGACUGUGGAGGGAACAGAACAAAGACCAGGACAAGUUGUCUGGAAUCAUACAAGGUGUGAACCACUGUGAGAGGAAAGUGUCCCGCUGCAACGGCCUCAAGAACCUGACCCUGGAUGACCUCCUGCAGGUCACAGACAGCCUGCCAGGGGUCAAAGUUCGACAGGAGGACGUCCGAGCCGUGGCCUCCACCUGUCUGCCCAGGCAGUACAUCCUACAGCUUCUUCACCUGUGGAAAACGGCUAACUACGAUCUGGAUCUGGCCAAAGGUCUGUCCCACAGUCUGAGGGUGCUGCGAAGUCAGGGGGCGCCGCGCUACCUACUGAAAGGCUUGAAGAAAAUCAGCCGCAUCAUAGGAACGACCUCUGCACAUAAGAUGUACGAGAAGAUGUUUGUCAGUAUGCUUCAGGAUGAGUCAUGUUUUAAGCCUCAUAAGCCUUUAAAUGAAUAAGAAAUAUGGAUUACAACAGGAAUAUAUGCAGUUUUAAGCAUAAGCAGACACUAAUGUGUUGUCCAAAAGUGAACACACAUAUGUAAUGAGAAGGGGGUAAGUUAAUGUCAAAGAGUAACAGACAUGGGUCACAUGAUAAGGUCAGGUCAUUGAUUAACAUAUCACCAACGGAUAUAAAGCUAUAGAUUUGAGUACAUAAAGUACCUAAAAGUGUUUUUAUCUGUAACACUGAGGCAGAAUGUCUCUGAUUACAUUCAAACCCUUUUGAAAAAUAUAAGUUUGUUUUGAUUAUUUAUGGUGCCAAUAAUUUCGUACCCACCCUCAGUCUGGACUUUGUUUGCUGAAAUGAUUUUUUUUUUAACAAAAUCUAAAAAGGAAGAAAAAAACUACUACAUUUCUGUGUAUUUCAGACAGACCUAAACAAAAAGUUAUGAAAAUGUUUUCUGGGAACAUUUGACCAGAGUCUGUGAAAAACGAAAAACUAUUUAAGAUGUAAAUAGCACACUAUUUUAUGGAAGACUGGCUGGCAGGUGUUGUGUUUUUAUUAUUGCUUUCUCACUGUUCUAAGAGAAAGGAUUUGGUUUCAUAAUGAAAUACAUGUAUUUUCCACAUUUUCGCUUUGUUUGUUGGUUUGUUCUGGACUGCUGGCAAGUAAAGCUCAUCUAUUUUUUUUUUUAAAUUGUCAGCUUUAUGAAUGUACAAAGGAGUGCAAUUGUUUUCUAUUUAAAAUAAUUUUACUUUCUGAAUAUGUAAAGGCUUGUUUUUAAUACUUUAUCAGAAAUACUGGAUUCCAAAUGCUGCAAGUUCAUGAAGUGAUAUUUGUUUUAGAUUUUGUUUUAUCACUUUUUAUAUAAUUAAAUGUAUGACCUUUAUUGUAUAUAUGCCUUACUGGUCUUCUCUAAGCUUUUGUAACUUGUGAACACUAAUGUCAAAUG